AUGUCUGUCAAAGCUGCAGAAGACAACCCGUUCCAGCUGUUGAUUCAGGAAACAAAUAAUGACCCAGCUCAACUGCAAGCGCGUUAUGAGAGCCACCGGGUAAACCGAAACAAGCAGCAAAGCACAACCAUUCUCUCUGAGAACUUCCCAGGUUGGAGCCUGGAUGAAAUCCUCAAGCGUCUUGAUGGUCCUGAGAAGGAAGAUGGUUUUGUUGAUCCUCGGAACUGUUUGGUAAUUUGGGCUAAACCCCCUCCACAUAUCCGUGACAUGGUCGCUUUUGUUCAGAAUGAACUCAAGGAUGUUGCUCCCUCCCUGUGGUUUAUGCCCUCUGAAAAUCUGCACACGACAGUGCUGGAAGUGGCUCACUCCUUGACUAAGGAACAGAUCGGUAACCUAGUUCAUAUUCUCGAGUCUUCGGAGAAAAUGAGCCCAGCACAGAUUGUGGAAUAUCCACUCACUCAUCAGGCACCUCUUCUCAAACCUAUGAUCAGUUUUGACUCUGCUGCCAUGGCACUCAGCUUUGUUCCUGCUGCGGGUGAAGCCUCAAAUGAACAAGGAAAUGCUGGUAGCCAUAGUGACCAGUAUACAUAUCAUCAUCUCCGGGGAGAUGUUUUUGAUAUGGUACGACAGGCUGGUAUCCCGGUCGCCUCUAGGUAUAUCUACCCCUCUGCCCAUCUCACUAUUGCGCGAUUUAUCAAUCAUGAUGGCUUCUCUGUGAAGGGAACAGAGGGGAAUGAGGUUGAUCGUUCGCGUGUCAAGUUGUUGAUUGAUAGAAUCACUGAGAUCAAUCAGAAGCUGGAAAAUGAGUUCUGGCCACGGGUUGAUGGUUCUAUUCCGGAUGGUGGAGAGUGGAUUGUUGGACGAGAUAGAGGUUUUGUGAUUCAAAGAGGUCGUCUCUGGUAUGGAGGUGGAGACUCGGAGACUCUUGCAUAUGCUUAG
Molecule: messenger RNA, 939 nt
Organism: Penicillium malachiteum
Lineage: Eukaryota; Fungi; Ascomycota; Eurotiomycetes; Eurotiales; Aspergillaceae
Exons: 3
Coding region: 1-939 (312 amino acids)
Source: RefSeq, a predicted model, not a curated record